Messenger RNA from Aspergillus heteromorphus CBS 117.55, 1584 nucleotides. Its product is annotated as uracil-DNA glycosylase. The record is from RefSeq and is a predicted model, not a curated record. Gene Ontology annotation, cellular component: nucleus; mitochondrion. Gene Ontology annotation, biological process: base-excision repair; base-excision repair, AP site formation via deaminated base removal. Gene Ontology annotation, molecular function: uracil DNA N-glycosylase activity. The coding region runs from base 310 to 1422 and encodes 370 amino acids. The transcript has 4 exons. NCBI's taxonomy places the organism in Eukaryota, Fungi, Ascomycota, Eurotiomycetes, Eurotiales, Aspergillaceae.
CUCAUACAGAGUACGGAGUGUUACUUAGUACUACAGUAAUAGUACUCCGUACAGAGUACCGUCAUAGGUACCUUGGUAAUCUGUUAAGGACGUACCGCUCUGCAAACUGACGCGACUGCAACGCGUUGCCAGAAACACAGUGGAGCUUAUUGUACUCGAGCAUUGAUUGCUAUCUUUCUCUGCAUCUUCUUGCCUGAUCGACUUCCACCUCGCAUAUCUAUCUGUCUUUUAAGUCCUCUCGAAACUGCUCUGCUUGGUAUACACCCUUUCACAAUAACUUGCAGAAAGCCAUCAAAUUCUGUUUACAAUAUGGCUGGUAAAGCGGGAAACAAACGCGAUGCCAAUCAUUUAAGAGCACCAGCAGUCGACUCAAAAAAGCCCAAAACGAAUAACGGGAGUAUCACGUCAUUCUUUGGUGUCCCCAAACCUAAGGUCAUUGGUCCCAUACCGACAUCCACGCCGUCACCAUCAUCCAGCUUCAAUAAGCUAAAAUGGGUAUCAUCAUUGACUUCCGAGCAGAAGGAGCUGCUUCAACUUGAGAUCGACACUUUGGAUGAGAGCUGGCUGGCACAGCUAAAGGAGGAAUUGGUGAAACCGGAAUUUCUAGGACUGAAGCGAUUUCUCUGCAAAGAGAGACAGUCAGGAGCUAAAAUCUUCCCCCCAGAAGAGGAGGUCUACUCUUGGUCCCGUCAUACACCUCUCCACCAGGUUAAAGUGGUCAUAGUUGGUCAAGAUCCGUAUCACAACUAUAACCAGGCCCAUGGACUCGCAUUUUCUGUCCGCCCCCCGACCCCAGCCCCGCCCUCACUUGUCAAUAUCUUCACUGAAAUUAAGAACGACUAUCCCUCUUUUCAGAGACCCGCCAACAAAGCUGGCCUUCUCACACCCUGGGCAGAGCGUGGUGUUUUAUUACUCAACACCUGCUUGACUGUUCGCGCCCACCAGCCUGCUAGUCAUUCUAAUAAAGGAUGGGAGAUAUUUACUCAGAAGGUCAUCGAAUUGGUAGCCCGGGUGCGAACACGUGGUGUUGUCUUCCUUGCAUGGGGUACACCGGCAGGCAAGCGUGUGAUAAGCAUUAACAGAGCAAGGCAUUAUGUUCUGCAAUCAGUUCACCCUAGCCCCUUAAGUGCAUCAAGAGGGUUUUUUCUGAAUCAACAUUUCAAAAAGUGCAAUGAAUGGCUAACCGAACGCUAUGGUGCUGAUGGGGCCAUUGACUGGAGCUUGAGCUCUAAGAGAAAUACCAGCAAUCCUCUUGCCAUGAUCCAAAACCCUGAUCCAGCUGAUAACUCCAAAUCCCCCGCCGCGAAGGAUUCGGGUUUUCAUUUAUCAGAAGACGUCAUCGGUGGGACAGUAAAAGCAGCCGAUGGGUUUGAAGAUGAUCUUGAGGCGCUGGAAGCUUUGGCAGCAGAGAUGACCGGAUAAUUGCCAAUACUGGUGAUAGGCGUCGUAUUGCUCUAUACAAAAGGGCUUCGAAUGCAAUAUCCAAGGUGAUUAAUAACUUAUUCAUGACUGAAUCUUUGGUAGACUUGUCGGGAUUGACUAAAUUUAUAACAUAUUUAAUGGUAUUUUACUGCUACUUACUGC